Messenger RNA from Macrobrachium nipponense, 1062 nucleotides. RefSeq names its product sex-determining region Y protein-like. Bases 1 to 1062 code for a protein of 353 amino acids. The record is from RefSeq and is a predicted model, not a curated record. The transcript has a single exon. Lineage: Eukaryota; Metazoa; Arthropoda; Malacostraca; Decapoda; Palaemonidae.
AUGGAUAACAGGAUCGGUGACGCCGUGAACAUGGAAGCAGUUCUUCUGCAUGUCUUCAGGGCCACUGCAAAGUCUGCAGCUGAAAAGCCUGAUAACUUGGCUAUUAUUAUGGACUGUUGUAUGGCAAUUGAAAAGGGACUUCAAGGAUGGAAAGUAUAUCAGUUACGAGGGCAGCACCUUAUGGAUGAGGGCCUUGAUUCAACUUCCGUGCAAGAUUUUGAAAUGGUUUACAGGCUUUUACCAUCUGAGAAAACGAGGCAAAAUCUAAACAAUGCCAAGGAAAAGCAAGCAAAGUGGGAGAAACUAAGCCAGACUGACAAAAAGGCCGAUAUCCUUAGAGCCUUUAGAAACUUGUCCAUGUUAUACCACCCAGAGAGGCACAGAGACAUGCCUGAAAUAUUACAAGAAGCUUUCCAGGAGUUAUUUAAAGGAUGUAGACAAUCUAAAACUGUUCGUACGGAUGAAGAAAAGCAAAGGUCAUGUGAUAGAAACCAUCGGCAUGAAAUGAACAGUAAUGCUGACCCAAUGCCGAUAGCUCAGCAGCAAAGGUCUAAGCAUCCACAAUUUCAUCGUGAGCAGCAGCUGGAGCGAUUACUUAGUGAGCAGCAGCAGGAGCGAAUACAUCAUGAGCAGCAGCAGCUGGAGCGAUUACAUUGGGAGCAGCAACAGACGCAGGAGCGAUUACAUCGUGUGCAGCAGCAGCUGGAGCAAGUACAUCGUGAGCAGCAGCUGCUGGAGCGAUUACAUCGUGAGCAGCAGCAGCUGGAGCGAUUACAUCGUGAGCAGCAGCAGCUGGAGCGAUUACAUCGUGAGCAGCAGCAGCUGGAGCGAUUACAUCGUGAGCAGCAGCACCUGGAGCGAUUACAUCGUGAACAGCAGCAGCUGGAGCGAUUACAUCGUGAGCAGCAGCACCUGGAGGGAUUAUAUCGUGAGCGAUUAUAUCUUGAGGAGCAGCAGCGAUUUCAUGGUGAGAAGCGGCAGCAGCAGCAACCGCGAUUUCAUCUCCAUUUCUUCCAAAACCUUUUCAAAUACUGCUUUUUCAGCCUCAAGGAUUUGUAUUAA